Suillus subaureus is the source of this 2015-nucleotide messenger RNA. Its product is annotated as FAD-binding domain-containing protein. The record is from RefSeq and is a predicted model, not a curated record. The coding region runs from base 431 to 1906 and encodes 491 amino acids. Gene Ontology annotation, molecular function: FAD binding. NCBI's taxonomy places the organism in Eukaryota, Fungi, Basidiomycota, Agaricomycetes, Boletales, Suillaceae. The transcript is spliced from 11 exons.
AGGCAUUUCAUUUAGUCAUUCUAUGUUCCUAAUGACGACAUCAUUGAUAUUGCCUCAUCUCAUCCGUCAUCCUCACCAACGUUCUCAUCUCCUUCGGGUCCUAGGCCUAAAUUCCCGAGUUCUGCUAAUGACACUAUGAAUGCAUCAGGAGAAAUCAGCCUCCAAUUAAUAAAUAUUCAAUUGAUGUAAUGGCACUGACUUGAUACCUCUUGGCAGCUUUUAGCUUGAAUCGAGGAUAUCGAUCAUUGAUGAGUCGGAGUCUAUUUAAAUCAAAGCUUUGCUUAUCCCCUCAGGCUGCGGAACGACAUACGGCAUCGUACUUGCCAUUAUUUCAUAUUCAGCGACGACCUUCUCAUGCCUUCCGAAUUUCUGAUUUACAUAAAGAGUCCUGCUGAAAGUCACUUGAUGUUUUAUUCUCUCGUCAAAGUCAAUGACACUCCUUCCUGGCCUGUUUUUCGCAGUAAUCUCAGGCCUCAUUGGCCUCUCCGCGUCCACAGAGCUGCGGAGAGCUGACUAUACUGCGACUUGCCAGGAGAUCGCUACCGCUGUCUCCUCUGCGUCCAAAGUGUAUUACAACGGGUCGCCCCAAUAUACCGAGGAUAACGAGCAUUGGGCUUCUUCCAGUUCUCAAACUUCUGCAUGCUCCUUUGAGCCCGCGAACGCUCAGGACGUCGGAAUCGCUCUCCAAUUAUUGGCCAAGGACCAGACCCCAUUUGCAGUCAAAAGCGGUGGUCAUUCAGCGAAUCCAGGGUUUUCGUCGACCCCUGGAGUCCAAAUUGCUUUGUUUUCAUUUUCAGAAGUCGUAUACGACUCGAAUGCCCAGACAGCGACUAUUGGCAUAGGGUUAAUUUGGGAUGAUGUCUAUUCCAAGCUCGAACAAUACGGCGUGACUGUCGUAGGAGCGAAGACUACUGGCGUUGGGAUCGGCGGCAUCGUCCUUGGAGGAGGAUAUUCAUAUCUCAGCAAUCAGUACGGUUUGUCGGUUGACAAUGUCGUAGCGUUUGAGCUUGUAAUGCCUAAUGGCACGGUCGCGAAUAUUACAAAUUCUUCGAAUCCAGAUCUAUUCUAUGGCCUUCGGGGAGGAUUCAACAAUUUUGGAAUUGUUACCACAGUGACUAUGAAAACAUACGCCCAGUCUCAAGUCUGGGGUGGGCUUAUAACGUACACGGCGGAUCAAUGGGAUGCAGUCAAUACGGCCAUAGCUAAUUAUGUGUCGACGGUCACCGAUCCCAAAGCCUGUCUGUACAGUACAACCGACUACGCGUCUGGGGUGACAGUGAUAUUGACCAUUCUAUUUUAUGAUGCGCCAACUUACCCUGAUGGCAUCUUCGAUGAAUUAUUGGCAAUCCCACACUCUGUUGAGGACAUCUCGACGAGGGCUUAUUUGGACCUUAUUCAGACUUUACCCGCGAAUGCCUCAUCGGGCCUAAGGGCUAUGUUCCACUGGGUGCCUAUUGAGCAAUUCACGUCGUCUAUGCUACAGAUGGUCAAGAAUCAGACGCUGUUUUAUGGCGAGCAGUUGUCGCAAUCAAGCGGAGUUUUGAUCUCAUACGAUCUCGUCCCUCUCCUUCCCUCAAUCUACAGUCACUCCGAUACACCGGCUGCUUUCCCUUCUUUACGGGAUUCAGGACAGGGGUACUCGUUUAUUGAGGUGUAUUAUGGGUGGACGGAUCCGAACGAUGAUGAGGUAAUGCUCCAGGUUGGCGCAGAGAGUGCUGCCUACAUGAAGCAGUUUGCCGUGGACGCUGGUCAGGACGUUGCGAAUGCACUGUUAUACCCUAAUUGUGCGCCUCCUGGCACGGCUUUGACGGAUAUGUAUGGGGAUGCUGCAUCCACUCUGCAUUCUAUUAGGAGUGCCGUGGAUCCAGGUAAUGUGAUGGGACUCACGGGAGGAUGGAGAUUCUAGCUGGACUGUUGGAUAUCUGAGGACCAUUUCAAUAAUUAUACAGUACUGGACGUUUACUAAGAUAUGUAAAUGCUUUGAUAGAUGACAGAUGCUGACAUGUUUCUGUAUU